GACGUCAAAACUUGCUGUACAAGUAUUUCCGUCAAAUUGUAGUAAAGUUGAAAGGAAAUUUAACUACAAGUUUGAUUGUUAACUUGUAUUCAAGUUGCGGCCGUAGAUUUCCGUCAAUUUGCUUACAACUGUUGUUGAGUGAAGAAUUACCGCCAACUUGAUGUAUAAAUUAACCGUAACUGCUGGAAGUCAACACUUACUGAGAAAGCGCUGGCUAUCAGGCUUCGAGGUAGUGUCACCUGCUAGAUGCAUUUAGAGUCAUCGCACCACGCACACUAUAGAUAUUGGACAAAUUGGCACAAUGUUGAUUGUGUAGUUAACUACAGUUUAAUUGACAGUCGUCACGCUGAAGGGGAAGGUAAAACAUAGCUUGUAUCACUCGUGAAGUUUUCUUGUGUUAAUUUUUACUCUUGUAUACUUGCAAUUUAUUUGACAUUUAAAAAAUAAUUUUUAGGUUAUUUUUUAAUACGUGAAUCUUUGUUACAUCAUACUCACAAUGGCUACAGAAUUUGUUGAAAAUGACAUUUCUCGGAAAUGGGAUCGGUGUUUCACCGAUGGACUAAUCAAAUUGAGUGGCGGUGUUGUCCUGGGAUCUGUCGUAUCUUUGAUGUUUUUCAGAAGAAAAUGGCCAAUUGUGAUUGGCGCUGGUUUUGGUCUGGGAAUGGCUUAUUCAAAUUGUGAAAAAGAUAUCAAUUCAUUUCUACAUCAAUCAACGUCUACAAAACAUAACUGUAGUAAUUGAAAAUAAACACUUUUUAUUAUUAA
This is a messenger RNA of Cotesia glomerata, 765 nucleotides long. Its product is annotated as MICOS complex subunit Mic10-like. The transcript is spliced from 4 exons. Gene Ontology annotation, cellular component: mitochondrion; mitochondrial inner membrane; MICOS complex. Bases 497 to 742 code for a protein of 81 amino acids. The record is from RefSeq and is a predicted model, not a curated record. NCBI's taxonomy places the organism in Eukaryota, Metazoa, Arthropoda, Insecta, Hymenoptera, Braconidae.